Messenger RNA from Emiliania huxleyi CCMP1516, 618 nucleotides. RefSeq lists its product as hypothetical. The coding region runs from base 1 to 618 and encodes 205 amino acids. Lineage: Eukaryota; Haptophyta; Isochrysidales; Noelaerhabdaceae. Gene Ontology annotation, cellular component: ciliary basal body. Gene Ontology annotation, biological process: cilium assembly; protein polyglutamylation. The transcript is spliced from 4 exons. The record is from RefSeq and is a predicted model, not a curated record.
AUGCCUGCCGGGGUGGGCUCGCCCGUUGGCCGCGCGAUGAGCACGACCGGCUCGACCGUCAGCCGCCGCAGCCGGGCGCCCGACCCUCGCUUCGCCCACCUCAAGCCCCGUGUGGACACGGGCAGCAACAUGCGCAAGCUGAUGGAGAAGUACGAGGGGACGAGCGGCCCCAAUGCACGGGCAAAGCAGACGCACACCUACUUCCGGCGCAUCAAGCCGCUCGAUCUGGAGCGGCGGCUCGCGCCCGACAUCGAGUGCGAGGAGUCGAUCUACGCUUACGACCUCGACGAGGCGUCGGCCGCCAUGUCGCUCGGGGGCGCGUCGUACUCGGACUCGCACGUGCGCGGGGCGAGGCACUACGACCUGGCGCAGCUAUCGCACUCGACAAACCACUUCCCAAAGGAGCUCUACUUCUUCCGCGGCCCGGCGGGCGGCGACAAGCUCAUCGUCCUCUACGAUGCCGACGGCAAGGGUCUCGACGAGGCGGCCAACGCCUUUGUGCAGCGGGGGAUAGAAAACACGUACGUGCUCUCUGGCGGCUUCCACGGCGUCUGCGAGACAAGUCUCUCCGGCUUUGCGGGCGGCAGCAGCCAUGGCCGGUCUGCCCACUGGAAGUGA